Cornus florida is the source of this 1411-nucleotide messenger RNA. RefSeq names its product F-box protein PP2-A15-like. Gene Ontology annotation, molecular function: protein binding. The record is from RefSeq and is a predicted model, not a curated record. The transcript has 3 exons. Bases 180 to 1046 code for a protein of 288 amino acids. NCBI's taxonomy places the organism in Eukaryota, Viridiplantae, Streptophyta, Magnoliopsida, Cornales, Cornaceae.
AGUAGAUAUUAUCUAACAUUCCUUAACAGGAACACACUGUCUCACUGCCUCACUGGUCUUUCUUCGCGAAUUGUGUCUUUUCAAUUCCCACCGCCACCGCCACCGCCGUUAAUGGCGGCGACACCACCCUAUCACGGACGAUCUGUUCACCAACAUAGAGUAUAGACUGGGUUCUGAAGAUGGGUGCAACUUUAUCGAACCUGGCCGAAGCAUCGAACGGCCCAGGGCUCGGUGACAUACCGGAGAGCUGUGUAGCCUGCGUCUUCCUCUACCUCACUCCGCCGGAGAUUUGCAACCUCGCUCGCCUGAACCGCGCCUUCCGCGGCGCCGCUUCGUCCGACGUCGUUUGGGAGUCAAAGCUGCCUCCCAACUACCAAGAUAUGCUCGACCUAUUGUCUCCUGAAAGGUUCCAAAACCUGUCCAAAAAGGACAUCUUUGCCCUCCUCUCUCGCCCCGUGCCCUUCGACGACGGCAACAAGGCAUUGUGGUUGGAUAAGGUUACAGGGAGGGUUUGCAUGUCAAUUUCAGCCAAGGCAAUGGGGAUAACUGGGAUUGAAGAUCGAAGAUACUGGAAUUGGGUUCAUACGGAAGAAUCAAGGUUCGAUCUUGUUGCCUAUUUGCAGCAAGUAUGGUGGUUUGAAGUAGAUGGGGUGGUAAAGUUUCCUUUUCCUGCAGAUAUCUAUACCUUGGCAUUCAGGACUCACCUUGGAAGAUUUUCCAGAAGGUUGGGACGGCGUGUGUGCAAUUUUGAACACACCCAUGGCUGGGAUAUAAAGCCAGUACGUUUUGAGUUUUCAACUUCUGAUGGUCAGCAAGCAUCAAGUGAGUUCUGCUUAAAUGAGACUGAACAAGAUGACGCCAUCAGUAACCACAAGCGUGGGUGUUGGAUAGAGUACAAGGUAGGUGAAUUCAUUGUCAAUGAGUCAUACCCUGCUACUGAAGUGAGGUUUUCGAUGAAACAGAUUGAUUGCACCCAUUCUAAAGGUGGGCUUUGUGUAGAUUGUGUAUCUAUUAUCCCCAGUGAAUUGAAAAAGAGCAAAGAAUAGGGGUUUUGAAGUGGGUACAAGGGGUAACUUGUUUAGUAUUACAAGUAUCCCAGAAGGUUUUAGUUGGGGUUUUGGCAUACAGCAUAUACUUGUAAAAGCACUUGAUAUUGUGGAGGAUGUCAUCUUAUUUGGGAUUUGGCAGUAAGUAUGUGUCCUCUUAAUUGGGUUUUGGCAGUAGGUAUGCGUCCUCUUAUAUCCAUGUAAUUAUUCCUGUUGUGUGUUUAAUUCAGUUUCAUUUCACAUUUAUACCUUUGCAGAAAAUUAAGAGGGUAUGUUUCGAUUAUCACUUUGCUUUUGUCAGAUACUCUCUGUUAAACAAUUUGUAAUCUAAUUGGGAUGCAAAUGAGGUAAAGUUCUUUCUUAAA